This is a messenger RNA of Culicoides brevitarsis, 2836 nucleotides long. RefSeq names its product protein Shroom-like. Bases 836 to 2704 code for a protein of 622 amino acids. The record is from RefSeq and is a predicted model, not a curated record. The transcript is spliced from 7 exons. Gene Ontology annotation, biological process: actin filament organization; cell morphogenesis. Lineage: Eukaryota; Metazoa; Arthropoda; Insecta; Diptera; Ceratopogonidae. Gene Ontology annotation, cellular component: apical junction complex; apical plasma membrane; adherens junction. Gene Ontology annotation, molecular function: actin filament binding.
GAUCGAAAGUAGACGUGCGUUUUAAAUUUUUAUCGGACAACGAUAGUUAUUUAAAGGAACGUAGCAAAAAAAAAAUCCAACAGUGUGCAAUUCUUUUGUUAUUUAUCGAGAAAUAAUAAAGAGAAUAAUAAGGAAGAAUUUCUAGAAGAUGACUCUUUGUCACUUGAGACGUCGAAGAUGUGUCAAUAAAUCGAGAAAAAAGUGACUUGAACAUAGUGAGCUAAUAUUUACUCUUCAAAAAAGAAGAGUUCAGAAACAUCAGAAAAACGAUAAAAAGGGCAGAAUAAUUGCAAAGUAAAUUUAAUAAUAAUUGUGUUGUUGUCUAACAUUAUCAAGCGAACUUUAAAAGAGAUAACGGUACAAGUCGUCGUCGUGUGUCUCGGGAUGACAUAAAAAUAACCGGAGACAAUUGUGAUCGAUCAAUGUCUUAGAAAAAAAAAAAAAAAAAAAAAACGAGAAAAAGAGAGUUCAUAAAGAAAAACGCAUUAAAAUGACCUUUUUAUGUAAUUAUCUUGAUCGCCAACGUUUUAUAAUAACUCUAAGCAAACACAACGGAGACAACAACAAAUGUAACAUUCUACAACGUAUCGGGCAACAAUAACAUCGGAACAUCACGAGCCUAAAAUUUAUGUAAUAAACGUUUUCAUAAGAAGUAACAAUAGAGAAAACACUGCGAUCUGAUUAAAAAAACGACGAGAUUCGAAUGGAGUUAAGUGCAAAAGUGAAUUAAAAAGUCGUCUCUAAAAGCAAACUCAAAAAAAGAGACAAAAGAACAAGUAAGCCACAAAAGUGUUUUGUUUUCGACGACGCGUGAGCAAAAAAGUAAACGGUCACAAUGGUUUUCGGAAGCAAAUUGAAAAUACGAAGAAGUACAUCGAAAGCCACAUAUUUACCGCGUCAAACACAUGAUAAGCACCAAUUGUCUGACCCUGAUCACGGCAGUUACAAAUUAAAGUUGACCUCUAACGAAGAUUGCAUUAAUCACGAUCAGUCGUCGUUCAACAACGGCAGUACCAACAGUUUGGCAAACAAUAAAUGUAACAACUUACCUGAUGUACUUCCGUUAGCUGUCAAGUACAAUGGGCAGCAGCAACAACAGCAGCGAUAUUUCUCGCCCUCUCCUCCCUCAUCAAAGCAAAAGGCUGUGCCACAAAGCGCCCCAGUUAUAUCCGCAAACAACUUAAAGUCCCUUUUCAACUUCACGAAACUCAAUACGCAAGUAGCAAUCAGCGAUGAACUGACAAAAGUUCCUCCCUCAGCGCCGGCGACAAUCAUCUCGAGUCCCAAAUACACGUCGCAAUCCGUUUUUGAUCUCGUUGCGAAUCGCGAUGAUGAUCCGCCGCCGUAUACGGAUGAAAUUAAGAAGGAAUUGGUUCAACAUUUAGAACUUCAACUCAAUUCAAGUCCGCAAAUUAUCGUUCCUCCUCCCAUUGUGAGUCCUCCGGCGCCUGUUAUCAUCCGAAAAUCGCCCGAAAAACUACGUGAAAGUCCCAAAAAGGAUUUAUCGCCUCCCUCGACGCCCGAAAAACGUCUUUCCAAUUGCUCCUCGGAACCGCCGUCGUACGAAGAAACGCAACAGAACUCAAGUUAUCCCGGCGUUAACACGACAUCUGUUGCCAAUGUCUCUUCAGACAGCGAAAAAUCCGACACGGAAGAGAGAUUAACUCCAUUAACGACGACAACGACGACUUCCGAAACACAAACUGACGAAGAUACAGAGAGAAUUACGCCAACGAUGCCUCCUCCGCCGCCGCGUGAAGAACCGACGACAGUGAAAAAGACGAAUUUUAUUCAGUUUGUCUCGCGGAAAAUCUCGCCUGAGGAACUCGACUGCGAUAAUUUGUCCAAAGAUCUUGUUAGUCAAUUGUCACCGUUAGAUAAGUUGCACAGUAUUUUAGUUCCUCCAAAAACAUUCCGUCAAUCAUCGGAUUACGUCUCUGAAUUAUUUAACAUCAAUAUUUCGUCACGACCAGCUAAGAAAGAUGCUUCUACGAUAACUACCAACGAGAUAGCUGACGAACCAAAAACUAAUGGAAUUGAAUCCGUAUCUACUUCAACAACGUACUGCACUGAAACGACGUUGGAAAUCGACAAUGGCUCGGUUCAAAUGAAACAUUACAACCGUGAAAUGACUCUCAUCAGCAAUGAUCAUUCGGAUUUGACGAAAAAGAAGGAGGAAUUAGUUGAACGUCUUGGAAAGAAAUUACAAGUUCUCUCCAACGAACAAACGCAACUGACGGAAGAAAGUGCUGCGAACGAGAUUUUGGGCGAAGAAGUUUUGCAAAAAGUCACACAGAAAGUUAAACCAAGCGAGGCAUCACGUUAUCGCUCAUACGUCGACGAUGUCGGUUACAUCACGAAACUUUUGUUAUCUCUCUCGGGACGUCUCGCAAAAACCCAUAAUUCGCUUCAAAACAUGGAUGACACGAAUGUUGAAAAGAAACCGUUGGAAACAAAGCGCGAUCGCUUGUUGAGUCAAUUAGAAGAAGCGAAGAAUCUCAAGGAGAACAUCGAUAAACGAGGCUUGAAUGUCGCGAAAUUGCUCGAAAAGUCACUCACACUUGAGGAGUAUGCCGAUUACGAUUACUUCAUUCACAUGAAGGCAAAAUUGCUGGUUGAUUCGGCGGAAAUUGCGAACAAGAUCAAGUUGGGCGAAGAACAAUUGAGUGCCUUAAAGGAAACAUUAGUUCACUCGGAGUGCUGAUUGGUGCUUUUUAUCCGAAAUUUUGACUUGAUUUGAUUGUUUUUUUUGAUACCUAUGUGAUUAUUUUAAAUGAAAUGAAAAAAAAAAUGAAAUUUGUGAAUAUUGAUACAUAAUGAUAAAUAAAUAAAUAGA